Molecule: messenger RNA, 1147 nt
Organism: Mandrillus leucophaeus (drill)
Lineage: Eukaryota; Metazoa; Chordata; Mammalia; Primates; Cercopithecidae
Gene: APOM
Product: apolipoprotein M
Exons: 6
Coding region: 467-1033 (188 amino acids)
Biological process (GO): cholesterol efflux; high-density lipoprotein particle remodeling; high-density lipoprotein particle clearance
Cellular component (GO): very-low-density lipoprotein particle; high-density lipoprotein particle; low-density lipoprotein particle
Molecular function (GO): lipid carrier activity; phospholipid binding
Source: RefSeq, a predicted model, not a curated record
CACAGUUAGUUUUCCCUAGAACGACUUAUUCAAGGCCAGGGGCUAUGUCUUACUCCUUUUUUUAAUGUCCCCAGGGAUUAGCUAGUUCUUGGGAAACAACGGGGACUCAAAAUAGUUUGCCAAGUGAAUGAUUGAGAGGUCCAAUCAAGCUACUACUUCCCUUCAGUGCUGCACAGUGCAGCAAAUAACCAGCUCAGAUAUGGGUUCAAAGACCACAGGUUUCUCCUUGGACAGCUCAGCUCUCCUCAUAACUCCAUAGUAUGGAGUGGUUGCAUCCGGAAGAGGGGGAGGAAGUUCCAAAUACUAAAUAAUCCAGGUUUGGGUUGGAAAACAAGGUUGAAGUUACUCAUUAGCAGGUGAAAGGGUCAAGGGUCGAAUGCAAGGGAGCUGAAAGCAGAGUGGACUGAGCAGCCAGUAGGGGAGAGCAGUUAAGGCACACACAGCACCAGCUCCCUCCUGCCUGAAGAUGUUCCACCAAAUUUGGGCAGCUCUGCUCUACCUCUAUGGUGUUAUCCUUAACUCCAUCUACCAGUGCCCUGAGCACAGUCAACUGACAACUCUGGGCGUGGAUGGGAAGGAGUUCCCAGAGGUCCACCUGGGCCAGUGGUACUUUAUCGCAGGGGCAGCUCCCACCAAGGAGGAGUUGGCAACUUUUGACCCUGUGGACAACAUUGUCUUCAACAUGGCUGCUGGCUCUGCCCCGAUGCAGCUCAACCUUCGUGCCACCAUCCGCACAAAAGAUGGGCUCUGUGUGCCCCGGAAAUGGAUCUACCACCUGACUGAAGGGAGCACAGAUCUCAGAACUGAAGGCCGCCCUGACAUGAAGACUGAGCUCUUUUCCAGCUCAUGCCCAGGUGGAAUCAUGCUGAAUGAGACAGGCCAGGGUUACCAGCGCUUUCUCCUCUACAAUCGCUCACCACAUCCUCCCGAGAAGUGUGUGGAGGAAUUCAAGUCCCUGACUUCCUGCCUGGAUUCCAAAGCUUUCUUACCGACUCCUAGGAAUCAAGAGGCCUGUGAGCUGCCCAGUAACUGACCUGUAACUUCGUCUAAGUCCCCACAUGGUACAAUGGGAGCUGAGUUGUUGAAGGGAGAAGCUGGAGACUUCCAACUCCCAUUCAAGAUAAUAAAGAUGAUUUUUCAAUCCUCA